Messenger RNA from Brassica oleracea var. oleracea, 515 nucleotides. RefSeq lists its product as uncharacterized. The record is from RefSeq and is a predicted model, not a curated record. The coding region runs from base 149 to 337 and encodes 62 amino acids. NCBI's taxonomy places the organism in Eukaryota, Viridiplantae, Streptophyta, Magnoliopsida, Brassicales, Brassicaceae. The transcript has a single exon.
CUUCUUUGGUCUCCCUCCGUCUCUAUAUAAACAAAUAAAGAGAGCUCUCUCUUUCUCACAAGUCGUUUAACAAUUUGCAGCUCUCGAAGUAGAACUCAAGAAACUUCUAGAUCAUUAUUCUCCGGCGAAUAUUCAAGUCUCAUCAAUCAUGAUCCCCGUGGUAAUCAUUUCUGAGCUAUUGGUGGAGUACACGACGUCUCUCGCUAAACUCAUAGCUGUGAUUCUUCCGAGGCGGCAAGGCGACGGAAACUUCGUAAGGAUUGGCAAUUUAUCCGUGUAUUGUCCUCCUGGAUCGUCGCCGGUUCCAGAUUACUCUUCGCAUCUAGUCAACUUUUGAUAGAUGCUUUGCCUUUUCCCCUUCUAUUUUUUUAUCAAGUAGAUGAGUGACAGCUGAGGAUUUUUUUUUCGCCCUUUUUGAAUACUGGGCAGCUAGAGAUUUGUAAACAUUUAUUGUAUUUGAAUUAAUAGAGAUUAUGACAGAAUUUUCUUAAUUUAUGAUAAUUGAUCAUCUGUUC